Raphanus sativus (radish) is the source of this 534-nucleotide messenger RNA. RefSeq names its product cytoplasmic 60S subunit biogenesis factor REI1 homolog 2-like. Gene Ontology annotation, biological process: ribosomal large subunit biogenesis. The coding region runs from base 80 to 472 and encodes 130 amino acids. Gene Ontology annotation, cellular component: preribosome, large subunit precursor. Lineage: Eukaryota; Viridiplantae; Streptophyta; Magnoliopsida; Brassicales; Brassicaceae. The transcript is spliced from 3 exons. The record is from RefSeq and is a predicted model, not a curated record.
GGUCAAGAGGGACUUCAUUUGUCUGUACUGCAGUGAACUGUGCCAUCCUUUCAGCAGUUUGGAAGCUGUUCGAAAGCAUAUGGAAGCCAAGAGUCACUGCAAAGUGCAUUACGGUGAUGGUGGUGACGAAGAAGAUGCAGAGCUAGAAGAGUUCUAUGACUACAGCAGCAGUUACGCCAAUGAAGGCGAAAACCAGAUGGUUGUAGCUGGUGAAUCAGCUAAUACGGUAGAGCUAUUUGGUGGGUCUGAGCUUGUGAUCACCAAGAGAGGGGAGAACAAAGUAACGUCCAGGACUCUUGGGUCUCGAGAGUUCAUGCGUUACUACAAACAGAAGCCACCACCGUCUUCUCAGAAACGCAUUGUCAACUCUUUAGCCAUGAGGUACAAAGAGCAUGGGUUUGGCAACGGUGCAGUCGAAGGAGGAUAUAGUGAGGAUGAAGGUGAUGAGAGAGAUGAACAAAAGAGGAGCUAGGAUGCGUGUUAAGCUGGGAAUGAAGAGCAACGUCAUCAGAAAUCUGCCCAACAACGUUACGU